CUAAGAUAGGAACAGAAAGGGACAGAGAUGGCAGCUGGUGGCAUGACCUCCCUUCAGAGGGAGGAACACCAUCUCUCAGAACUGAGGAUUGUGCUGCUGGGAUGGAGAUGUGCUGGGAAGAGUUCAGCAGGAAAUACCAUCCUGGGCAGAGAGGAGUUUGUGUCUGGAAUAAGAACUGCACAGUGUGUGAAGAGACAGGGUGAAGUAGCUGGGAGGCAGCUCACUGUGAUCGACACACCAGGCUGGUGUCACAUGUCUGUGAAGGAUACUUCAGAGCUGGAUAAACAAGAGAUAACGCGCAGUGUUUCUCUGUGUUCUCCGGGACCCUACACUCUCUUACUGGUCACUGAUAUGAGCACAUCAGUGAGAGAGAUGGAAAGGAGAUCAGUAGAGGAACACCUGGAGCUUCUCAGUGGGAGAGUCUGGAGACACACUAUAGUGCUGUUUACCAAGGGAGACUGGCUGGGAGACACAACCAUUGAGCAGCACAUUGAGGCUGAAGGGAAGGCCCUCCAGUGGCUUGUAGAGAAAUGUGGGAACAGGUAUCAUGUUCUCAACAAUAAGAACAGGGCUGAUGGCACUCAGGUCAGAGAGCUGCUGGAGAAGAUAGAGGAGAUGGUGGCAGGACAUGGUGGCUGUCACUAUGAAAUGGACAGAAUGCUCUUACAGGAGGUGGAAGAAAAGAGGAGGGCAGUGGAAGAAAGAGCAAAACAGAGGCUGAUGAAGGUGCAGGAACAGAGGAACGUUCUCAGAGCACUUUUUAAAGAGGAACACCAUCUCUCCGAGCUGAGGAUUGUGCUGCUGGGGUGGAGAUAUGCUGGAAAGAGUUCAGCAGGAAACACCAUCCUGGGCAGAGAGGAGUUUGAGUCUGGAAUAAGAACUGCACAGUGUGUGAAGAGACAGGAUGAAGUAGCUGGGAGACAGGUCACUGUGAUUGACACACCAGGCUGGUGGAGGAAUUAUUCUGCAAAGGACACUCCAGAGCUGGAUAAACAGGAGAUUGUGUGCAGUGUGUCUCUGUGUCCCCCGGGACCCCACGCUCUCUUCCUGGUCAUUGAUGUGAGCUCAUCAUUCACAGAGACAUACGGGAGAGCAGUGGAGGAACACCUGGAGCUUCUCAGUGAGAGAGUGUGGAGACACACUAUAGUGCUGUUCACUAUGGGAGACUGGCUGGGAGACACAACCAUUGAGCAGCACAUUGAGACUGAAGGGAAGGCCCUCCAGUGGCUUGUAGAGAAAUGUGGGAACAAGUAUCAUGUUAUCAACAAUGAGAAGAGGGCCGAUGUCACUCAGGUCACAGAGCUGCUGGAGAAGAUAGAGGAGAUGGUGGCAGGACAUGGUGGCUGUCACUAUGAAAUGGACAGAAUGCUCUUACAGGAGGUGGAAGAGAAGAGGAGGGCAGUGGAAGAAAGAGCGAAACAGAGGCUGAUGAAGGUGCAAGAACAGAGGAAGAUUCUCAGAGCACUUUUCAAAGGAGAGGAACAUUGUCUCUCAGAGCUGAGGAUUGUGCUGCUGGGAGGGAGAUGUGCUGGGAAGAGUUCAGCAGGAAACACCAUCCUGGGCAGAGAGGAGUUUGAGUCUGGAAUAAGAACUGCACAGUGUGUGAAGAGACAGGGUGAAGUAGCUGGGAGGCAGCUCACUGUGAUUGACACACCAGGCUGGUGGAGGAAUCAUACUGUAAAGAGCACUUCAGAGCUGGAUAAACAGGAGAUUGUGCGCAGUGUGUCUCUGUGUCCCCCAGGACCCCACGCUCUCUUCCUGGUCAUUAAUGUGAGCUCAUCAUUCACAGAGACAUACAGGAGAGCAGUGGAGGAACACCUGGAGCUUCUCAGUGAGAGAGUCUGGAGACACACUAUAGUGCUGUUCACAAGCGGAGACUGGCUGGGAGACACAACCAUUGAGCAGCACAUUGAGGCUGAAGGGAAGGCCCUCCAGUGGCUUGUAGAGAAAUGUGGGAACAGGUAUCAUGUUCUCAACAAUGAGAACAGGGGUGAUGGCACUCAGGUCACAGAGCUGCUGGAGAAGAUAGAGGAGAUGGUCGCAGGACAUGGUGGCUGUCACUAUGAAAUGGACAGAAUGCUCUUACAGGAGGUGGAAGAGAAGAGGAGGGCAGUGGAAGAAAGAGUGAAACAGAGGCUAAUGAAGGUGCAGGAACAGAGGAAGUCCCUCAAAUAUCUCUCAGAGCUGAGGAUUGUGCUGCUGGGAGGGAGAUGUGCUGGGAAGAGUUCAGCAGGAAACACCAUCCUGGGCAGAGAGGAGUUUGAGUCUGGAAGAACUGCACAGUGUGUGAAGAGACAGGGUGAAGUAGCUGGGAGGCAGAUCACUGUGAUUGACACACCAGGCUGGUGGACUGAUUAUUCUGUACGGGACAGUCCAGAGCUGGAUAAACAGGAGAUUGUGCGCAGUGUGUCUCUGUGUCCCCCAGGACCCCACACUCUCUUCUUGGUCAUUAAUGUGAGCUCAUCAUUCACAGGAGGACACAGGAGAUCAGUGGAGGAACACCUGGAGCUUCUCAGUGAGAGAGUGUGGAGACACACUAUAGUGCUGUUCACCAGGGGAGACUGGCUGGGAGACACAACCAUAGAGCAGCACAUUGAGGCUGAAGGGAAGGCCCUCCAGUGGCUUGUAGAGAAAUGUGGGAACAGGUAUCAUGUUCUCAACAAUGAGAACAGGGGUGAUGGCACUCAGGUCACAGAGCUGCUGGAGAAGAUAGAGGAGAUGGUGGCCAGAAACAGGGGCGGUUACUUCACUAUAGAAGAAAUCAGAGAAGGAAGUGAAUUAAGCUUGAUAAAGAAGCUUGAGGAGGAAUGGAGGAGAAGAGAGGAGGAGCUGAUAGAGAGGAUGUCGAAGUUGGUGGUCGACUCAGAGACAGAGGGAUCCACUCUGCCAGUCAGGAAGAGGAGGGGCAGCAUGGAGUGUCCCCCUUCUUUGAGUGGAGGGACUCCAGCCCCCUCUGAAGCAGGCAGCUCUGUGUGGGAUGCAGAAUUGGCUCAUGAACGGGUCAGAGGGAAGGUGUCAUGGUGGCUGAGAAAGAAUCAGCCAGAGAGCUCAGCAUCAUCUGGAUACCGAACAGGGAGCUCUGUACUGAGUGAGACAGGGAUGUCUGACCAGAUGAGACCAGAAGAGGACAGUGAUGCUGACACUCUGGAGGGUGACACAAACUAA
Megalops cyprinoides (Indo-Pacific tarpon) is the source of this 3165-nucleotide messenger RNA. Its product is annotated as GTPase IMAP family member 8-like. The transcript is spliced from 6 exons. Gene Ontology annotation, molecular function: GTP binding. Lineage: Eukaryota; Metazoa; Chordata; Actinopteri; Elopiformes; Megalopidae. The record is from RefSeq and is a predicted model, not a curated record. Bases 28 to 3165 code for a protein of 1045 amino acids.